Molecule: messenger RNA, 2618 nt
Organism: Xiphophorus couchianus (Monterrey platyfish)
Lineage: Eukaryota; Metazoa; Chordata; Actinopteri; Cyprinodontiformes; Poeciliidae
Gene: aph1b
Product: aph-1B gamma-secretase subunit
Exons: 6
Coding region: 177-953 (258 amino acids)
Biological process (GO): positive regulation of catalytic activity; protein processing
Cellular component (GO): membrane
Source: RefSeq, a predicted model, not a curated record
UGAUAGAGUGUGACGUCACGAGAAUCCUGUGAUACCGAAGUGAAAUUAGGAAGGAGAAUCAUCGCUCAGACUAGGCGGUUACCUAGUCAAAAAUAAAGACGAACCCCUGCGGUUUCGCUGUGAACAGAACCGAACCGGGUUUUGGAGCCACUGGACCUUCCAGCUACCGAGCCAACAUGACGGCGGCGGUGUUUUUCGGCUGCACAUUCAUCGCCUUCGGCCCAGCCGUCUCCCUGUUCCUGUUCACCAUCGCCCGGGAGCCGCUGAGGGUCAUUUUCCUUAUAGCAGGGGCAUUCUUCUGGCUGGUGUCGCUGCUGCUGGCCUCCCUGGUGUGGUUCAUCUCGGUUCAGAUAAGUAACAAGGAGAGCGUGUCGCAGCAGAAGGGUCUGCUCAUCUUCGGUGUGGUGCUGUCCGUCCUGCUGCAGGAAACUUUCCGCUUCGCCUACUACAAACUGCUCAAGAAAGCAAAUGAAGGCCUUCUUGCUUUGAGUCAAGAGGAAACGAUGCCCAUAUCUAUACGACAGCUUGCCUACGUGUCUGGCCUCGGCUUCGGCUUUAUGAGCGGAGCGUUCUCUGUGGUCAACAUCCUGGCCGACUCUGUGGGUCCAGGCACUGUGGGCAUCCACGGUGACUCUCAACACUACUUCCUGUCAUCAGCCUUCAUGACCAUGGCCAUCAUCCUGCUUCACAUGUUCUGGGGCAUCAUCUUUUUCGACGGCUGUGAGAAGCAGCGCUGGUUAGCCGUAGCUGCGGUCGUCGCCACUCACCUCCUGGUUUCCUGCUUGACCUUCCAGAACCCGCAGUACGUCUCCAGCCUGGUUCCCACCUACAUCGUCAUGUUCUUCAUGGGCGUUUGGGCGUUUUACACCGCGGGUGGCUCCCUGAGGAACCUCAAACUCUGCCUCACCUGCAAAGACAAGGACUUCCUGCUGGCCAACCACCGGCCCAGAUAACGCCGCGAGCUCAUCGGUUUACAGGACUCAAUCCAAAGCUCUGCACACACACUAUGAACCUUUUUAAUUCGCUGUUUCACAUGGCCGCAUACGGCCGCAUACUUACUAUGUUUAGUCUGUAAAAACAUCAAUUUUUCAGGAGAAACAGGUGAGUUACACUGCAAAAACACAACAUUUUACAAAGUAUUUUUUCUAAUUUCUAGUGCAAAUAUCUUUGUACAUUUGAAUUAACUUAAAAGUAACUUUUCAGCAAGAUACUUGUAGGAUUUGUUUUAAGUCAAAUCCUUAAUAUUGACUGGAAGAUUAUCUCAUUUAUAACAAAACAUUUUUUCUCUAAGUGAAAUAAUCUGACAGUGGAGCUAGAACUUUUUCUUCAAUAUUAAAGUAUUAUCUACUUAAAUCAGAUCUUAUAUCUUGCUGGAAAGUAACUUUUUAGUUUUUGUAUUAUUUUACUUGUGUACUUGGAUAUUUGCGCAAGAAAUUAGACCAAAAAUAAUUGGUAAACGUUUGUGUUUUUGAAGUGUAUGCACAGUGUAAACUAUCUUAGUAUUACAGCUGACUUAACUGCAAAAACACAAAAUAUUUCCAAGUAUUUUUGUCUGGUUAUUAGUGCAAACAUUUCAGUAUACUUUAAUUAAAACAAAAUACAGAUAUAGGAGCUUAUUUUAAGUCCAUAAUUGAUUGGUAUUAAUUAAAAAGUUCUUGUUCCACUGGCAGAUUUUUUAACUUACAUGGGAAAAAUAACUUCUUAUCAGUGAAAUAAUGUUAAUAUAUUAAGAAAUUAAUUAUUGACUUAAAACAAGCUCUCAUAUCUUGCUGAAAAGUUAAUUCAAGUGCACCGAGAUAUUUUCACUAUAAACUAGACCAAAAAUACUUGGUUCAGUUUUGUGUUUUUGCAGUGCAUAUCAGGUCAGUUUCUGCUUUUUUUUCCUGCUGAUUCUGUAGAAAAACUUUGUAAAAUCAUUUAGGUUCUGCCCAAAUGUGACAGAUGUGUGAAAACCGACUAAAUGUGGAGCUAUCCAUAUGUGGAAAACUCAUGUAUAUAAGGAAACAUUUCUGAAAAUAAUGAUUUUGUUGGAGCUGAGAUGAACACAUGGUUGGUAUUUAUGUGUUUUAACUAAUCCAGUUUUACUAACUUGGGGUUGCUGGUCCACUUCCUCCAUUUUUGUUUGUUGUUUUGCUUUAGCUUGAAGUUGAAUCUGGAGAUUUCCUUUCAGCUGAUUGUUUGAACUUUUCUAUAAACUCAAACGCAACAAAGUGUUCGCUCAAUGAUCUUUGAGCGAACACUGAGCGAUCAUUGAGUGUUUCGCUCAGUGAGAAAAACUCUCAUUUUGUUUUUCUCAAAAUAAAAACAAAAGAGUAGAUGAAUGUCUAUUCAUCAGAGUAGUAGACAUUCAUCUACUCUUAUUUUGUUUUUAUUUUGAGUUUGUAUCAAAUUUCUCACUGAAUGUUUUGUUUUUCCAUUGCACCUGAUUUUUAUGUUGAUUUAUUUUUUAUGUGCAGUUUGUAAAAAUCGAAAGCGUAACGUAAAUAAGAUGGAAGCUGGAUGAACAUGCAGGUCAUGCAUGUUUAGCUGGUUUUAGUCUGCGAGCGAAUCAGAAAAUUGUGCAGGUGGAGAACCUGAUGGGUACAGACCGGCAAUAAUAAAUUUAGUUAUGUUAAAAA